This is a messenger RNA of Desarmillaria tabescens, 1327 nucleotides long. Its product is annotated as mitochondrial carrier domain-containing protein. Gene Ontology annotation, cellular component: mitochondrial membrane. Gene Ontology annotation, biological process: iron import into the mitochondrion. The record is from RefSeq and is a predicted model, not a curated record. The coding region runs from base 44 to 949 and encodes 301 amino acids. Gene Ontology annotation, molecular function: ferrous iron transmembrane transporter activity. The transcript is spliced from 8 exons. Lineage: Eukaryota; Fungi; Basidiomycota; Agaricomycetes; Agaricales; Physalacriaceae.
AGCUUGUCACUUGGACGCGUACACCAUCAUCACCCACGAUUAGAUGGCAGAGGAGGUCGACUAUGAGUCGCUCCCACCAAAUGCUGGUCUCGCUGUCAAUAUGCUCGCAGGCGCCCUAGCCGGAAUAUCCGAACAUGCAGUCAUGUACCCCAUCGACAGCAUCAAAACGCGAAUGCAAGUUUUCGCGACCUCCCCCGUGGCAGUUUACACUGGAAUCGGCAACGCCUUUACGCGGAUAUCCUCAACAGAAGGCAUACGGGCACUAUGGCGGGGCGUAUGGUCCGUCGUGCUGGGUGCUGGACCGGCGCAUGCGGUGCAUUUCGGGACCCUCGAGGCGGUCAAGGAGCUCAUGGGCGGGAACCAAGUCGGGAAUCAGUGGCUGGCGACCUCCGUGGCAGGCGCCUCCGCCACGACCGCCGCCGACGCUCUCAUGAAUCCCUUUGACGUGAUCAAACAGCGUAUGCAGGUCCACAAGUCCGAGUUCCGUUCCGUCUUUACCUGUGCCCGGGUCGUCUACCGCAAUGAAGGCAUCGCUGCCUUUUACGUUUCCUACCCUACUACCCUCGCUAUAUCUAUCCCUUUCAACGCUAUCCAGUUCACCGUAUACGAACAAGUCAAGCGUAUCCUCAACCCCCGUCAUGAGUACUCCCCCACGACUCACAUAACAGCUGGCGCAAUCGCUGGUGCUGUCGCAGCUGCAGUCACCACCCCGCUCGAUGUCGCCAAGACCAUUUUGCAGACCCGAGGCACCUCUCACGACGCAGAGAUCCGUGGUGUCAAGGGCAUGGCGGAUGCACUCAGGGUUAUAUGGACUAGAGACGGGAUCAAGGGCUUCGGCAGGGGCCUUACACCAAGAGUAUUGACAACUGUGCCAAGUACAGCACUCUGCUGGCUAUCAUACGAGUUUUUCAAGGCCGCCAUACGGUCAGAUACAUCUGGCUGCAACUAAAAUAUAUCUAUGCUCUCAUUUACCCCCCCAUUGUAGCCACUUUUUGAACUUAUCGUACUUGACUUGAAUGUAAUAUUAUUCCCAGAGCGACCUGCUAUUCGGUUACCACGACCUUGGCUGCCGGCUAAACUCCCGACGAGAACAGUCCAACUGAAUGGACUUCCGGUAGAGCAUUGCCAUUUCUUUCCCGUUGACCUGCGCUUUUGUGUUCCCAGAGGUUUACUUCAGCCAGCCUGAGAACGGCGCAACCCCGCGGUACAUCCUGCCAUUAAGGUUGUAGCUCAGACCCACUUCCUUGGUAUUUAUGAAGCACAUCGCGUGAACUUCGGAGUUGUGGACCAGCAGAACGUUAGGACCUUGUUUCGUCAAACACGAAUG